AAACCAAUUUCAACUAUAAGGAAGAAAGUCUCAAAUUUACGGGUGUUUAAAAAACUUAAAUUUUAAGGAGUAUGUUAAUUGGUUUUUCAUUUUAUGAAUUCAGUUUGAAAGUAAUUUCUUUGUUUCUCAAUAGUUUUGGAUACUAUAUCACAUGUUAUUGGAUACAAGUGUAUUUUUUUCCCGCCAUUUGUACUUUUUUUUUUUGCCCGCCACACGAAAACGGUUACUGGAAACAGAUUUUUGAGAGGCAAAAGUGUUCGAGGUUUUUGUUAAGUAGUUUGCAGUGUUUGUUAUUUUUUUUCCGUUAUGUCUGGGCGUGGUAAAGGAGGCAAGGCCAAGGGCAAGGCCAAGUCGCGCUCCAGCCGGGCGGGGCUGCAGUUCCCCGUGGGCAGGAUCCACCGCCUGCUGCGCAAGGGCAACUACGCGGAGCGCGUGGGGGCGGGCGCCCCGGUCUACCUCGCUGCCGUGCUGGAGUACCUGGCCGCGGAGGUGCUGGAGCUGGCCGGCAACGCCGCGCGCGACAACAAGAAGACCAGGAUCAUCCCGCGCCACCUGCAGCUGGCCGUGCGCAACGACGAGGAGCUGAACAAGCUGCUGUCGGGCGUGACGAUCGCGCAGGGCGGCGUGCUGCCCAACAUCCAGGCCGUGCUGCUGCCCAAGAAGGCCAGCCAGGCCCCGGCGCCCGCCAAGGGCGGCAAGGCCAAGUCCCAGUCGCAGUCCCAGGAGUACUGAGUACUGAGCCGGCGCUCCUCACGCAGCUCUUUCAGUGUGACUGGCCGGUGCGGUAGAACUGUUGCGAUUCCAGAGCGUGUGUGAAUCACCAAAAAAUAAAAAAUUUCAACGUAUGCUGUUUUUAAGAUUAAACUUAUGUAUUUUUUA
This is a messenger RNA of Bacillus rossius redtenbacheri, 879 nucleotides long. Its product is annotated as histone H2A-like. The transcript has 3 exons. Gene Ontology annotation, molecular function: protein heterodimerization activity; DNA binding; structural constituent of chromatin. Gene Ontology annotation, biological process: heterochromatin formation. Gene Ontology annotation, cellular component: chromatin; nucleosome. NCBI's taxonomy places the organism in Eukaryota, Metazoa, Arthropoda, Insecta, Phasmatodea, Bacillidae. The coding region runs from base 307 to 732 and encodes 141 amino acids. The record is from RefSeq and is a predicted model, not a curated record.